AUGGACCAUGCGGACACUGCAGCAUCUUCGGCAGAAGUUAAAGCCAAAGACUAUGACAAUGUGGAUACGAAGGACUUGACCGAAUACCUAAAUCAGCUUGGAAGUACAGAAAAAUUACUAGAAAAGCAAAAGUCAAAAACGGCAAUGAAACGCUCUAUAACUACAGAAGUUCCCACUGAGCCAUCGAAAUCCAAGAAAGGACUACAUGAAAAGCCUCCCGAAAAAGAAAUUAGCGAUAAAAGACCACCAUUGAAAAAUCUGGCUAAAACACAAGAAGAAUCAAUCUCAUCACAGGAGACUCCAUUGUCAAAAGAAAAAGAGCGGGAAGGAGAAUCAAAUAAGCAUUCGAAGGAAGAAGGAGCAGAAGUGAAACGCAGAAAACCUACAAAAGAAAAGCCGAUGCUGGCUGGACCAAAAUCAGAUCAUUCCACAAAAGAGUUGAAGUCUGAUAAAACAGAGCGUAGUACAAAAAUAAGAAGUAAAGAAAGCGUAAAGGAUUCAGACCACGUGGUUCGAGAGCCCAACGUAGAACGGAAGUCAUGCAAGACGCCAGAUGAAAGCACAAAGGUACAAAAGGAGGAUGAGUUGGGCACAAAGAAGAAGGAAGAAAUUUCGGCUACAAAACCCACAACGCAACAAGAAAGUCCAAAAAUGCGAGAGCAGGAAAAAGCUGCCGUAAAGCGAAAAGAAUUAGUCAAGCCGAUGAAGGAGGAGGUUUUAACUGCAGUCUCCAAAACACCACAAGAGAGUUCAAAAACACGAGAGCAGGAAAAAAAGCCAAAGGACAAAAUUGUUAAGCCGAAGGAGGAGGAGCUUGUGACUGCAGUCUCCAAAACACCACAAGAAAAACAAAAAACGAAAGAGCGGGAAAAACCUAUCGUAAAGCCAAAGGACGAGAUUGUCCAGCCGAAGAAGGAG
Cylicostephanus goldi is the source of this 918-nucleotide messenger RNA. The record is from the annotation of a GenBank genome assembly. NCBI's taxonomy places the organism in Eukaryota, Metazoa, Nematoda, Chromadorea, Rhabditida, Strongylidae.